GCGGGCGGCGGGCGGCGGCGGACCGAGAGCCGGAGACCGGCGCCGCGGGACGGAAGCGAGCGGGCGCGGGCGCCGCGCAGAUGGCCGGGGCGAGCAAGGUCUGAGGCUCCGCUGCCCGAAACGUGACCAUGUGGAUUCAACAGCUUUUAGGACUCAGUUCCAUGUGCAUCCGCUGGCCGGGCUGCUCCGUAGGAAGCCAUGCUUGGAUACUUAUAGCCAUGUUUCAGCUCGCCAUGGAUCUGCCCUCGUGUGAGUCCCUGGGCCCGGGCCCCGACUUCCGGCUGCUGCCCCGGCCACCGCAGCGGCCGCCCCGGCUGUGGAGUUUGAAGAGUGGACAGGCGGCGCGCAUCCCUGUGCCCGCGUGGAGCCCACGCCCGGCCCGCGUGGAGCGCAGCCACGGCCAGAUGCCCAGCCCGCGCGCCAAACGGGCGCACAGACCCAGGGACCAGGUGGCCACCCUGGUGCCCAGAGGCGGGCUCGCCAAGCCCCCGGCCGCAGCCGGAUCCAGCUCUUCCCUCGGCUCCUCCUCCGCCGCGGCCCCCUCGCCCACGGCGGGUGGUGCGGCCGGCACGGACCAGCAGGCCCUCCUGCGGAGAGGGAAAAGGCACGUGCAGGGGGCCGGCUUCAACGGCUUUGACUUCCGGGGCAGCAGGCCCACCACCGAGACGGAGUUCAUCGCCUGGGGACCCACGGGGGAGGAGGAGGCCCCGGAGUCCAACACAUUUCCAGGCCUUUACGGCCCCACCACGGCUUCCAUCUCACAGACACGGAAGACGACCGUGGCCAUCGCCACCACCGCCGCCAUGGCCACCACAGCCACCUCCGUGACGCUGCAGACUAAGGGGGCCACUGAGCCCCUGGGCCCGAGGAAUCGGAUCCCGGUUGGGGCUAGCACAACGGAGCCUUCCACCAGUCCCAGCAAAGACAAUGGCGAAGACGUCAAGCCCCCACGAAUUCUGGGGGAGACCUCAGGUCUGGCUGUUCAUCAGAUCAUCACCAUCACUGUCUCCCUCAUCAUGGUCAUAGCUGCUCUGAUUACAACUCUUGUCUUAAAAAACUGCUGUGCCCAAAGCGGGAACACGCGCAGGACCAGCCACCAGCGGAAGAUCAACCAGCAGGAGGAGAGCUGCCAGAACCUGACGGACUUCACCCCUGCCCGGGUGCCCAGCAGCCUGGACAUCUUCACGGCCUACAACGAGACCCUCCAGUGCUCCCACGAGUGUGUGCGGACGGCUGUGCCCGUGUACGCAGACGAGACGCUGCAUCCGACGGGGGAGUACAAGUCCACGUUUAACGGGAACCGACCCUCCUCUGAUCGGCAUCUUAUUCCUGUGGCCUUUGUGUCUGAGAAAUGGUUUGAAAUCUCCUGCUGACUGGCCGAAGUCUUGUGUACCUCCUGGGGGCAGGGCAGACGCCAUGUGUCUAUUUUAUGGAUUCCGUUGGUGAACCUGUAAAAAAAAUAAUAAAUAAAAUAAUUAAACACACACACACACACACACACACACACACACAAAACCUACAAGUAAACUUUGUACGGGGAGGGUCCCCAUACGUACUGCUUCAGUUUGCCGGUGGGAAGCUCAAAGAGCAGGACGCUAUAGGCCAAAUAUAUUUUUAUAAAAAUGCUCACGCCUAUGGGGAACUGCCUUCUGCCAGAGUUUUCUUUGGAGAACGGAGAGAAGCAAAGCAAGAAAGAAGUUGGAGACGAGAAGGAAGGCCAGCAGGAAGCACCUGAAGCCUGGGAUUUGUACUGAUUCUGAACCUUUGCCAAUAAUACCAUUAUGUGCCAUGUACUGACCCGAAAGACUUGGUGACAAAGCCGAAGCCAAGCGAACCACGUGUAGAAAUCUCACAGAAAACAGGGGUGGGAAUCUUCCGACAGAGUCGCUAUUUCUGGUUAAUAUACAUAUAUAAAUAUAUAAAUACACACAGACACACACACACUUUUUUUGUACUGUAGCGAUUUUUGAAGAUCCUCAAUGUUCCUUUUUAAAAAAAAAACGUUAUCGGUUACAAAAUCUGAUUUAUUUAAUGCUUAGUUUGAACAGGAUAAACCGGUGUUUUCUACGUUGGCGACAUGCACACACGCGUGCACACAGACGCCCACACGCAAACACACACGCGCAUAUAGAGGCCUGUAUUGGAAACACAGUUCCAUGAGUGAGCAUACUCUUUCUGGUGACCUGGUACCCCAUUGCCACCCAUCCCAGGGGACAGUCUGGACCCAUGCAAAGGGACCCCCUAAAUGACACAUCUUGCAUUUGCUGGUAUUUGGUGAGGGGCACUCGAUGUGUAAUGUAUUCUGUUGGGCCAGAGUUAAGAAUGCCGUGGUUUUAUAUACAUACAUAUAUAUAUAUAUAUAUGUAUAUAUAUACACAUAUAUAUAUAUAGACACAUAAAUAUGAUCGCUUUUCAUUUAAUUGUUUGAAGAAGCUACCUAACAGCCAUGCACACAUUUACGUAGCCGGCUGCUUACAAAGGGGACGAAGCAUCAGACUGGGCGGGUGGUGGAUUCUUGGCCAUCUUUGUGUUAAAGAAGCAGAGACUGAAUUAAAGAAAAUUUUCCAGUUCCAAAAAUUAAAGGAAUAUAUCCUUA
Molecule: messenger RNA, 2596 nt
Organism: Acinonyx jubatus (cheetah)
Lineage: Eukaryota; Metazoa; Chordata; Mammalia; Carnivora; Felidae
Gene: AJAP1
Product: adherens junctions associated protein 1
Exons: 6
Coding region: 129-1373 (414 amino acids)
Cellular component (GO): cytoplasmic side of plasma membrane; adherens junction; cell-cell contact zone
Molecular function (GO): beta-catenin binding
Source: RefSeq, a predicted model, not a curated record